This is a messenger RNA of Prunus armeniaca (apricot), 183 nucleotides long. The record is from the annotation of a GenBank genome assembly. NCBI's taxonomy places the organism in Eukaryota, Viridiplantae, Streptophyta, Magnoliopsida, Rosales, Rosaceae.
AUGAAGCCUCGUAUUAGUAGAAAUUGGUGGAACAUACGUGCCACCACCACAGGAAACCGCUUUAAAUUAACAUUUUCCACCAUGGUCCAUGUGGGGCCGGUGAGGAGGAUGGUCGUGGAGUCUGACACGGGGCGAUCUCGUCCAUGGGCGCACGACCUGAAAACUCCUUCAAUGCCAAGCUGA